AUGCUCUGUGUCCCUUUGAAGGUCCUUCUGUAUGGAUCAUUUCUGCUCCUCUUAGAUCGGUUAUGGCCUUCACUGACCAAGAACGCACCGCCAUGUUGGAGAGCCAGUCUACCCCCCUCUUCACCCAUUGCUAGCUUUUCGCAUUGGUAUAUCACCACCGACCCUAGAUCAAAAGCUACAAUGGCCCAGAUCAAGCUCGGUGCAUUACGCUGUUAUUGGCACCCAUCAUUUGAUUUGCUUCGUGGCCCAGCCCUCCCUCCUCAGUAUCGCCCACCUCAUCUUUUGAUUCCCCCCCCCCCUCGCCUCUGGCGUGAUUUUUGGCCCCUCUGUUUUCCUGCCAAGGCAUUCACACCCUGGUGGCGUUUGCUCCAUGGCCAUCUCUCUGUGCAGGCUCGCCUGCAUAUCAUCAACCGUGCCAGGCAUCCCUCCCCACUCUGUAAGUUGUGUACUGAAGCACCUGAAGAUGAAUGCUAUCUGGUCGUCGGCUGUGACAUGAAAUCCCUCUUCUGGUUUGAGGUCAUCUCCCACCUCGGUCUUUCCGAUCUGUUCCCUACGGACAAUGCCAUCUGGAUUGGUCUCUCUACCCUUCACGACCAGGAAAAAAAAUCCUCUGGAUAUUUUCGUCUUGGAACUUCUUGGAGCUGCUUUCUCUUCUCUAUGGCAGCAUCAUUGGAGCUGUUCUCUUGA
Messenger RNA from Mucor velutinosus, 687 nucleotides. RefSeq lists its product as uncharacterized. Bases 1 to 687 code for a protein of 228 amino acids. Lineage: Eukaryota; Fungi; Mucoromycota; Mucoromycetes; Mucorales; Mucoraceae. The transcript has a single exon. The record is from RefSeq and is a predicted model, not a curated record.